AUGACAUCAUCAAGUUAUAUGCUCGAUCGUGAAAUAAUUGGUUCAUCUCGAGCCAUGAUUGAUGUUUAUUCCAAUGCACCAUUGACCCAAAAUAAUACUUAUCGUAGUUCGUACGGAUCGGUAAAUCAUCAUCACCAUGGAUACACACACGGUUUUGAUGAUAAUUUAGAAACCAAAAAAGUUGUAGUAGAUUAUCAAGAACAAAUUCGGUUAUUGAAAGCUGAUCUAGAAAGGAAAGAUGCGUUAAUACAAGAAUUAACAUCGAUUAAAGAUCCAAGUAAGCCCGAAGCUUUCGAACCAAGCAAAUAUGAAGCUUUAAUGGGACAAGAACGCAUUGCUAUGGAAGCUCUUCGACGGGAGUUCGAUCACUGUCGAACAAAAGUAGACGGAUUAACUCAUGACUUGCGAGAAACAACAUUGAAAUUAUCGGCAAAAGAUGAACGUAUCAAUGAAUUAAAACAUGAAAUCGAAUCAGUCAGACGAGAACACGAAUUACUCAAUCAAGUGAAUAAUCAAUUGCGUCUACGCAUAUGUGAAUUGGAGUCUAAUGUGAAUUCUUAUGAUUCUGUGGCGAGCAAAUCCUCGUUGACGAUAACAGCGUUGCAAAGAGAUGCAAAAGAAAAACAAGAUCAAAUCGUCGAAUUACAAUCGCGAGUUCGAUUGCAUAUGGAAGAACGCGAAGCUAGCGAAAGAAAAACGGAAUCAUUCUACAAAAAACUACAAGAAUUAUUCUCACAACUAAAUGUUACAUUAACUGGUGAUUUCGGACAACCAACACCUGGAUCAUUCGAUGGUAUCAUGACUAAAAUCACUGCAAUCGCUGCCGAGAGUACCACAUUGAAAGGCACAAUCGUCAAGCUCGAAGAAACAAAUCGUUUAUUCGACACGGAGCUGAAAGCUAAUCGUGCGACAAUUCAACAAAUGGCGAAUCAAUUACAUGUUUACGAGCAAAACACUGUUGCCCAUCAUUUACAACUCGAUACAGUCAAAGCUGAACGUGAUACCGCACUGAGUGAAAAAGAAGCAGUGAAAGUUGAGUUGGAAACUUUGAAGGCACGUUUGGAUUCUGUACAGAAAGCUUGGCAAAACACUCGAGGUCAACUGGAUGAACGCGAAAGUAAAUACACGUCUCAUGAGUCACAUUUGAAACAACUGGAAAACGAUUUACUCUACGCAAAAUCGUGUUUCGAUGCAUUCAAACAGCAAGUCGGACAAUUAUUGUCCGAUAACUAUGUUAAAGUCGAACCGAAAGAAGAUGAAAUCAAAGAAAAAAUUCAUUUGUUAAUGCAAUCAAGUAAAGAUCGAGGAAUUAUUAUAACUAAUCUUCAAAAUCAAAAAGAACAAUUAUCGAAGCAGCUGCAAGAACAGAUCGAUCUUGCCAAAGACGCUGACAACAAACGACGUCAAGCGGACACACGUUUAUACGAAUUAGAACACCGUGUCAAAGGUUUAGAUCAUGACUACACAACGAAUGAAGUGUAUCGUGAAAAUCUUAAACAAGACAAAGCGAAAUUUCUUCAGUUCCUCGAACGUCUCGGCUCGAUCAUGAAAAUCGAGAACGUUUCCAAUGAGCUUGGUUAUGAACUCAAUCCCGACGUGCUUUUGACACGUGCUGAACAAUUAAUGAAAUUGGAACGUGAUUCGAUCGUCGAUCAAAAAACGUCGAUUUAUAGUUUACAGAGAAAGAUCAAACAGUUGAAAGAACAAAUGGACAACAAAGAUUUGCAUUUAGAUUUAUUACGCAAGAAGAUCAUCGCAUUGGAAGAAGGACGUGCCGCGAAAACCGAUUUGGAACGAGAAAUCGAUGAUCAUGUGAUGUUAUCGAGAAAGAUGAAAGUCAAAGUCGAUCAUCUAACACAACAAGUUCACGAUUUGAAACAUGAAAAUACUCAAUUGAAAGCUCAAAUAACGGAUAUUCAAACAUUGAAGAACCGAAUCAAUGAGCAAGACAAAGAAAUUCGACGACUUUUAGGAGAUAUUGACAAAUUACAAAAUACUCGUGAUAAACAAGCAGUGAAAAUUUCGACUUUACAAGACAAAAUACAUGCCGUCGAUGAUGAAGCAAAUAAAAACUUAUUUUCAUCAGAUAAUGCUGUUCGAACGUUAUCCAAUGAAGUACGAUACCUUAAAAGUUCAUUGGAAGAAACAACUGCACGAGAACAUCGAUUACUCGAUUUCCGUGCACUGAUCGCCCGUAUGCUCGGUCUUGAUGCCAAAUCGUUAUCAAUACCUGAUUAUGAAAUAACCGCUCGUUUAGAACGACUUCUCACGGUUGUUCAGCCAACAAUGGCGAUACCCGUUGUACCAGUAACUUCAUCAACAACAGCAACAACAACAACUACGAACCAACUUUAUGAUCAUAACUAUCAUCACCAUCAUCGUCAUCAAAAUUCUCAUUCAGCACAUCCACGACAUCGAAGUCCAAGUCCAGUAACCUAUCGAACCGAUGGCAAUCAUCGAGCACGAUCGCUUUCGCCAUUACAUGCUGGAAUUGAUCCUCGAACAUACUAA
Messenger RNA from Adineta ricciae, 2511 nucleotides. The record is from the annotation of a GenBank genome assembly. Lineage: Eukaryota; Metazoa; Rotifera; Eurotatoria; Adinetida; Adinetidae.